AUGACAGCCAUCCAAAGCACUUUCCACGAAGACCUGUUCUCCAAAUAUUCCAGUUUUUCUAAACUUCGCCCGAUCAUUUAUGGUAUACCGAAAGGAUCCAAUGAGCCGUGUAACCCCCUCAAUUCCGAUGAACUCCUAUCAGCCGAGCGAAUCCUCUGUAAAUUAGCGCAUUUAGAGAACUUCCAAGAAGAGCGCAAUGAUCUCGUUGUACGUACGAGCGUAUCCAAAUCAAGUCCGUUGAAGUGGUUAAAGCCCUAUGUUGAUAUAUUCGGACUGAUUCGCGUAGGAGGUCGCCUAGACAAUGCUGAUUUACCUGAGCCCACCAAGCACCCGAUUGUCCUGAGCGGCAAGCAUCCAUUAGCGAGUAUGCUCGCUGCGCACUACCACAAAACACUUCUUCACGCUGGCCCACAGUUGAUGCUGUCAACUGUCCGCCAGAAAUAUUGGAUUCUCGGCGGACGAAACCUCAUUAGACGCACCUAUCAUCAGUGCAUCACUUGCUUCCGUAGCAAGCCGCAGUUGAUUCGGCAAACCAUAGCAGAUCUACCUGCAUCCCGUGUCACUCCGACGCGUCCAUUCUCCGUCUGUGGCGUAGAUUACUGCGGUCCAUUCUAUGUCAAGUCGCUCGUGAGUGACCUUACGACUGCCGCAUUCGUCGCCGCACUGCGUCGACUGAUAGCUCGAAGGGGGAAGGUUACCGAGCUGCACUCCGACAACGCCACGACCUUCAAGGGAGCUUCGCACGCCAUGCAUCGCGUGUAUCGAAUGAUGAAGCAGAACGACGUUGACCGGAACCAAAUCUUUUCCUGGUGCGCAAAUAAUGAGAUCCGGUGGAGAUUCAUCCCGCCCCGUGCACCUCAUUUUGGAGGACUGUGGGAGGCUGCGGUGAAGUCCGCGAAGACCCACCUACUCAAGGAGAUUGGCAAUACCAGUCUUGCCUACGAGGACAUGCUCACCUUACUAACGCAGGUCGAGAUGUGCCUCAAUUCGCGUCCAUUAACGCCGCUGUCGUCAGAGCCAUCAGACCUGGAAGCCUUGACACCUGGUCACUUCCUGGUGGGCUCAAACCUUCAAUCCGUUCCCGAAGCUACAUUCAUCAAUAUUCCCGAAAACCGGCUCAAUCAUUGGGAGCAAACGCAGCGUCACCUCCAACGAAUCUGGGCACGUUGGUACCCAGAAUACCUCCAGCAGCUGCAGUACAGAGCUGCUCAAGGCUGCAAGUCACCCAGCAAGAUCGAGAUCGGACGGCUCGUCGUUGUCAAGGACGACUGCCUUCCACCUGCCCAAUGGCCUCUCGGCAGAAUCGUCAAGGUCCAUCCAGGGAAGGACGGAAUCGUGAGAGUGGUCACACUGAAGACUUCAUCCUCGGACAACGUCGUGCACGAAUUGCUUUGCUGCCAAUAUCCAGCGAUCAUUCCGAUGCACCCGUCGAACACUGGCUCGAGGCGCAUAUCAUCAGAAACCAGAAGUCUUUCCCAGUUCUCCGGGGACGAUGGCGUUCCGAAUAACACCUACCCUCGCAGCGGAAGUGACACGCUAGCUUUGCCGGGAGCCACCUUUCUGGAGUGGGAAGUAAGAGUGCUCUUCCCAUCGUAG
This is a messenger RNA of Toxorhynchites rutilus septentrionalis, 1596 nucleotides long. RefSeq lists its product as uncharacterized. The transcript has 4 exons. NCBI's taxonomy places the organism in Eukaryota, Metazoa, Arthropoda, Insecta, Diptera, Culicidae. Gene Ontology annotation, biological process: DNA integration. Gene Ontology annotation, molecular function: nucleic acid binding. The record is from RefSeq and is a predicted model, not a curated record. Bases 1 to 1596 code for a protein of 531 amino acids.